Acomys russatus (golden spiny mouse) is the source of this 5088-nucleotide messenger RNA. It is a transcript of the gene Fmn2, whose product is annotated as formin 2. The transcript is spliced from 18 exons. The record is from RefSeq and is a predicted model, not a curated record. Gene Ontology annotation, cellular component: cytoplasm; endoplasmic reticulum membrane; nucleus. The coding region runs from base 244 to 4989 and encodes 1581 amino acids. Gene Ontology annotation, molecular function: microtubule binding. Gene Ontology annotation, biological process: intracellular transport; actin nucleation. NCBI's taxonomy places the organism in Eukaryota, Metazoa, Chordata, Mammalia, Rodentia, Muridae.
AGCAUGUUCGCGCCAGCCAGCCAGGGCCGCAGCCACAGCCGCAGGGACGGCAGCCGGGAGAGCCACCGCGCAUUAUGCAAAGCGGCAGCAGAUGUGAGCGGGGCCAGCUGGGCGCUCCUCGGCCUCUCCUCCCUACGGCUGGCCCAGCUGCCUGAAUUGUCCCAGACAUUGCCCUGGUUCUCUCAGGGGCCGAGAUGGCCUGAGUACCCCCCAGGCGCGGCGGCGCAGCAGUGGGGUUGAAACAUGGGGAACCAGGAUGGGAAGCUAAAGCGGAGCGCAGGUGAUGCCUCCCACGAAGGCGGCGGCGCUGGAGGAGCGGAGGAUGCCGCGGGGCCCAGGGAUGCGGAAACCACAAAGAAGGCAAGCGGGAGUAAAAAGGCGCUUGGCAAGCACGGCAAGGGGGGAGGGGGCAGCGGGGAGACCGGUAAGAAGAAGAACAAGUCGGAUUCUAGAGCCUCGGUGUUUUCCAACCUGCGCAUCAGAAAGAACCUGACCAAGGGGAAAGGUGCCGGCGACUCGCGGGAGGAUGUGUUGGACUCGCAGGCCCUGCCGAGCGUGGAGCUGGACAGCGCUCAUUCCAUAGUCACCAAGACCCCAGACCUCAGCCUCUCUGCUGAGGAGACGGGCCUAUCGGAUACCGAGUGUGCUGACCCUUUCGAAGUGAUCCAUCCAGGUGGUCCUAGGCCUGCCGAGGCUGGGGUAGGGAUCCAGGCGACCGCGGAGGAUUUGGAAACUGCGGCAGGAGCGCAAGAUGGACAAAGGACCAGUUCUGGUUCGGACACGGACAUCUAUAGCUUCCACUCGGCUACUGAACAGGAGGAUUUGCUCUCAGACAUCCAGCAGGCAAUUCGCCUGCAGCAACAGCAGCAGCAGAAGCUGCUGCUCCAGGACUCCGAGGAGCCUGCAGCGCCCCCCACUGCCAUCUCCCCUCAGCCUGGGGCCUUCCUGGGCCUGGACCAGUUCUUGCUGGGACGGAGUAGCGAGACUGGAAAGGACACCGUACAGGCACUACCGGUAAGAACCGACUUGCCUGAGACCAAGUCUCCAGUGCCUGAGCAUCCUCCGUCCUCCGGAGGCCACUUGGCCUCUGAGACACCCGGCUAUGCGACCGCCCACUCCGCAGUCACAGACUCCCUCUCAUCACCAGCCUUCACGUUUCCUGAGGCUGGGCCAGGGGAGGGCGCAGCCGAAGCCCCAGUGGCUGGACCAGGGGACACAGAUGAGGAGUGCGAGGAGGAUGCUUUUGAGGAUGCUCCCAGAGGCUCUCCAGGGGAAGAAUGGGUCCCAGAGGUGGGAGAGACGCCCCAGAGGCUGGAGGAAGAGCCGGAGGAGGGGGUGCGAGGGCCCAGUGCCUCUGCUGUUGCGUCUUUGCCUGGCAGCCCUGCACCCAGCCCGCGCUGUUUCAAACCUUACCCCCUUAUCACCCCCUGCUACAUCAAGACCACCACUCGGCAGCUCAGCUCGCCCAAUCACUCCCCGUCUCAAUCCCCCAACCAGAGUCCUAGGAUCAAGAAGCGACCGGAUCCUUCUGUAAGCCGAAGCCCCAGAACUGCCUUGGCCUCUUCUGCGGCCCCAGCAAAGAAGCACCGGCAGGAGGGCAGCCUCGCGGGUGGUCUCAGCCGCUCAGCCGACUGGACCGAGGAGCUAGGUGUCCGUACGCCUACGACAGGAGGCUCUGCGCACCUCCUUGGGCGCGGGGCUACUGUGGAUGACAGUGGUGGAGGGUCCGCUGUGCUGGCCGCCAAAGGACCUGGGGCUCCAGCAACAGCGGAAGGCUUUCAGAACGUGUUCACAGGGCGAACUCUGUUGGAGAAGCUGUUCAGCCAGCAGGAGAACGGGCCUCCUGAAGAAGCGGAAAAAUUUUGCUCCAGGAUCAUUGCCAUGGGCCUUCUGCUUCCUUUUAGUGACUGCUUCAGGGAACCGUGUCAUCAGAACUCUGGGUCAAGUUCAGCUCCGUUUGAUCAAGAUCAGCUUUACACCUGGGCUGCUGUUAGUCAACCCACACAUUCAAUGGAUUACAACGGAGGGCAGUUUCCCAGGAGAGAACCAUCUGUGUGGCCGCCAUCUAAGCCUCCCGAUGAGGAGCCCAGUCCCAAGGAUGUUGACACAGAACCUCAAUCCUCUAAUUUGGAAAGCCCGAAAAUAUGUUCAAACGGUGUCCAGCAGGAUGUUUUUGAAUUGAAGUCUGAAGGACAGGCAACUGUAAUUCAACAACUAGAGCAGACCAUUGAGGAUCUGAGGACAAAAAUAGCUGAACUGGAAAAGCAAUAUCCAACCCUGGAUUUGGAGGGACCCCGAAGCCUUCCAGGACUUGAGAAUGGAUUGCCAGCCUCUGAAGAAGUCAGUCUGGAGGCUCUCAGAUUGCAUGGCAAAGUCGCACAGCCUCCAAAGACUCUUGAGGCAAAAUCAAUACAAACUUCCCCAACAGAAGAGGAUAGGAUCCUGACACUGGCCCCUCUAAAGACAUCACCUGAGGGUCCCCCAGGGCCCCCUGCAGCUGAAGGUGGAGAGUCAGCGGUUCUAACCUCACCCUCUGGACCUCAGACAAAAUUCUGUUCAGAGAUUUCUCUGAUUGUAUCUCCCAGGAGGAUAUCAGUACAGCUUGAUGCCCAACCAACCCUGCAGAGCACAUCACAACCACCACCACCUCCGCCCCUCCUCGGGUCUGAUGGUCAGGGACAGCCCUCCCACCCGUCCAUGCAUACUGAGUUGGAAACCAGCCAUGAACCUUCUGUUUACUCCUCCUUUGGGAACAGUUGUAAUAUCCCACCCGCACCACCUCUGCCUUGUACAGAGUCCUCCAGCUUCAUGCCUGGCCUGGGCAUAGCAAUUCCCCCACCUCCCUGUCCCUCUGACUUAACAGUGCCUGCUGUGCCCAGUUCAACAGUCCCACAAGCUACCAGUCUACAGGGAACAGAAAUGCUGCCAGCCCCUCCCCCACCUCCUUCUCUCCCUGCACUAGUAAUGCCUCCUCCUCCUCCCCCACCUCCCCUCCCUGGAAUGGGAAUACCUCCUCUCCCUCCCCUCCCUGGAGUGGGAAUACCCCCUCCUCCUCCUCUCCCUGGAAUGGGAAUACCCCCUCCCCCUCCCCUUCCUGGAGUAGGAAUACCCCCUCCCCCUCCUCUCCCUGGAGUGGGAAUACCUCCUCCCCCUCCCCUCCCUGGAGUGGGAAUACCCCCUCCCCCUCCCCUCCCUGGAGUGGGAAUACCCCCUCCUCCACCUCUACCUGGAGUAGGAAUACCCCCUCCCCCUCCUCUCCCUGGAGUGGGAAUACCCCCUCCCCCUCCUCUCCCUGGAGUGGGAAUACCCCCUCCCCCUCCUCUCCCUGGAGUGGGAAUACCCCCUCCCCCUCCACUUCCUGGAGUGGAAAUACCUCCUCCCCCUCCUUUACCUGGAGUGGGCAUACCCCCUCCUCCACCUCUACCUGGAGUUUCUAUUCCUCCACCUCCUCCUCCUCCUCUCCCAGGUAUGGGGGUUCCACCUCCAGCCCCACCUCCCCUUGGGGCAGGAGUCCCUCCGCCCCCACUCUUGCCUGGCUCAGGUCCUUCACUCUCCUCACAAGCUGGGAGUAGCACUUUACCAGCAGCCCCUCAAGUGUGUGGAUUUCUUUUUCCUCCAUUGCCAACUGGCUUGUUUGGAUUAGGGAUGAAUCAGGACAGGGGGCCUAGGAAGCAGCCAAUCGAGCCUUGCCGACCAAUGAAGCCUCUCUAUUGGACAAGAAUUCAACUCCAUAGUAAAAGAGACUCCAGCCCUUCACUUAUUUGGGAAAAGAUUGAAGAGCCAUCCAUAGAUUGUCAUGAAUUUGAAGAAUUAUUUUCUAAAACUGCUGUAAAGGAAAGAAAGAAACCCAUUUCUGACACAAUUUCAAAGACAAAGGCUAAACAAGUUGUCAAGUUGCUUAGCAACAAAAGAUCACAAGCAGUAGGAAUUCUAAUGUCUAGUCUUCAUUUAGACAUGAAAGACAUUCAACAUGCUGUUGUGAACUUGGACAACUCUGUGGUUGACCUGGAGACCCUUCAAGCUCUCUAUGAGAACAGAGCACAGUCUGAUGAGCUGGAAAAAAUUGAAAAGCACAGCCGAUCCUCCAAAGACAAGGAAAAUGCCAAGUCUCUUGACAAACCUGAACAGUUCCUGUAUGAGCUGUCACUAAUCCCCAACUUCUCAGAGCGAGUCUUCUGCAUCUUGUUUCAGUCAACGUUUUCUGAGAGCAUUUCCUCAAUCCGGCGCAAACUGGAAUUGCUACAGAAAUUGUGUGAGACGUUAAAAAAUGGACCGGGGGUCAUGCAGGUCCUGGGUUUGGUUCUAGCCUUUGGUAACUACAUGAAUGCCGGGAACAAGACUCGAGGACAGGCCGAUGGCUUUGGGCUGGACAUUCUGCCCAAGCUGAAGGAUGUGAAAAGCAGCGACAACAGCAGAAGCCUUUUGUCAUAUAUUGUUUCUUAUUAUCUUCGAAACUUUGAUGAGGAUGCUGGCAAGGAGCAGUGUGUCUUCCCACUUGCAGAACCUCAAGAACUGUUUCAGGCUUCACAGAUGAAGUUUGAGGACUUCCAGAAAGAUCUCAGAAAACUAAAGAAAGACCUGAAAGCCUGUGAGGUGGAAGCGGGUAAAGUGUACCAGGUCUCCUCAGAAGAGCACAUGCAGCCCUUCAAGGAAAACAUGGAGCAGUUCAUCAGUCAAGCUAAGAUUGACCAAGAGUCACAAGAAACUGCUCUGACAGAGACUCAUAAAUGCUUUUUGGAGACCACUGCCUACUACUUCAUGAAACCAAAAAUUGGAGAGAAGGAGGUGUCCCCAAAUGUUUUCUUCAGUGUCUGGCAUGAAUUCAGCUCUGACUUUAAAGACUCUUGGAAAAAAGAGAACAAACUGAUUCUGCAAGAGAGAGUCAAAGAAGCUGAGGAAGUGUGUAGGCAGAAGAAAGGAAAGUCACUCUAUAAAGUAAAACCAAGACACGACUCUGGAAUUAAAGCAAAGAUAAGCAUGAAAACCUGAGCUAUGAACAGCAGAGCAAACCUAGUCAUUGAAACCAGUUCCUCAGCAUCCACCUGACCUGAAGGGCUGAUGGAAACCACAUCCUUCUGACCAUUCUUU